UCUAUCACUAUAUACCAUGAAUAACACUUAAGUAGUUUUAAAUUAUUAUAGUGGAUCAAUCACUAUAAGUGUAACUAUUAUAAAAAAAAGUUCUUCCCUCCCCCCCCUAUUGCGCACUUAUGAAUGAUUUAUGUUUUUUUUCAGUUCGAAACAACAACUAUUAAAAACUGGUUUCUUACAAUCAUUUUAGUCCAUUAGUUUCUUAUAUAAUUCAUUGUAUAAUUAUGAACACUAUUGUAAAAUAUUACUUAAUUAUACUGUUUAUAAUAACUACCAUUGAAAUUCAAAAUAUUCGAAGUGCAUUCAAAAAGCGACCACCUACAUCAUUUUUAGUUAUGGAAAAUCUGACUUCAACAGAGAGAUUUAAGAAACUUUUUUAUCAUUGUUUUACUAGUUUCAGCACUUGGAUGGUUCUUUUAGGAUAA
This is a messenger RNA of Schistosoma rodhaini, 425 nucleotides long. Lineage: Eukaryota; Metazoa; Platyhelminthes; Trematoda; Strigeidida; Schistosomatidae. The record is from the annotation of a GenBank genome assembly.